ACGCAGUGGAAUAAAACGAAUGCAGAUCUGUACUUACGUCGACCCGGGUAUGUGUAUUAGUUGGAUCGUUGAGAGAUGCCAUUGGAAUGUGGAAUGUGUGAGACCGGUUUAAUGGGAUUAGAAAGCAAUUUUCCGACCCGUACCGUUGUACUGCAGUAUUUGGUAUGCGGGGUUGUAGUGGUUGCGUGACGCAUACGCUGCUGAGGUGCCUUGUGAAAGGGGGCAAUUCGGGUCAUUCACUCCGGUGUGAUUUCUUUUUCCCGUGUGUUGCACGCUGAAGCUUUCGUAAAAUGUGACCCGUACAUGGAGGGAAUCAAAUGUUUCUGGGAAGUAUAGAGUGUAGAUGUAUGUGUUGUUUUAUUUCAGUAAAAGUGUCCCGUUUAAGCUUUCCGCUGAGCAGAUGAGAUUCGACGUAUAAAACCCGCAUCUCCGGUGUUUUUUGCUACGUGGUGGUUUGAGAGAGAUUGUGGUUUUAUGUUUCUUGUUGGUGUUAAACCUCGGAGCUUUGGAUGUAUCAGUGUGUGGUGGCGUCUCACCGACAGUGUCUGUUACGGUAAUUGACAAUUUGUGUUGCGGUCAGCAGAAGCAGAGCCUGUGAAUUGCGAUCGCAAAACCACGCAAAGGAACAAGCGUGAACAGCAUGCGGUUGUGGUAAAAUAACGUCAAUUGCGUUGCGUUUUAUUGGAUACAUUUUUUGAACAUGCAUUUUUAAAAAAGCGGCCGAAACAAACACUGCCAGAUUUGGAUAAAAAGCAAAAAGGACGUAUUUACUACAGUGAUGGCCGCACUGCGCUCUCAGAAUGGAAUAAAUAUAAUUUUCCUUUUCAUCGUUCAUUUAAACCACGGCAUUACAAAGUCACUGCAGACCUUUUCGGAGGAACAGUUCCUGCUGGAGCUGAGUGAUGAUCGCAGCAGUUCACCGGUAACGCGUCCUCCGAUACGCAACCGGACACCGCCGUACCUUGGCAAUCUGCACCUUGGCUUUCACCAGCACCACCAUCAGCACUCAGAGACGAGCGAGAACGAAAUUUACGACUCGGACGAGAGUAAUCUGCUCCGGACGCCGCUCGACCGUGGGCCACACUUUGAUUUGUCCGCCUCAAAGAACAUUACAGCACUGGUCGGAAAGACGGCCUAUCUCAACUGCCGGGUGAAAAACAUUGGCAACAAAACGGUGUCCUGGGUGCGGCAUCGUGACAUUCAUCUGUUAACCGUAGGUAGAUUCACCUAUACGUCUGACCAACGUUUCCAGGCUGUACAUAAUCCCCAGACUGACGACUGGUCGCUACAAAUUAGAUACCCCCAGAAGCGGGACACGGGCGUGUACGAGUGCCAGAUCUCCACUACGCCACCGGUCGGGCACUCAAUGUUCCUCGCCGUCGUAGAGCCAAUCACCACAAUCGUUGGUGUGCCGGAUCUGUACAUCAACACGGGGUCAACUGUAAAUUUAACCUGUAUAGUGCGGAACUCACCCGAGCCUCCUUCAACCAUUUUUUGGACCCACAACAAUCAGGAGAUCAACUAUGAUUCACCCCGGGGCGGUGUGUCGGUCAUAACGGAGAAGGGUGAAAUGACGACAUCGUACCUGCUAAUACAGCGCGCCCGUACCACCGACAGCGGGAAGUACGUCUGCUCCCCAUCGAACGCCGAUCCUUCCACGAUCAACGUGCACAUCCUGAAUGGUACCGUGCGACCGCCCUACUCGCUAACCGCGUCCAGGGCAAUGACAAAUACGACAGUGUUCGCCCGAUACUGGAAACAUUUCAGACAGUAUUUGUCCAGGCUACCAUUGUUGGGCUCCCCGCUCAAGCGGUUAGCAUUGCCACCCAGCCAGUGGAGUUUGCCGCUGAGUUUAAUGGUGCCGAGUAUUGUAUCAACAGCAUUUUUCCUGAAAAUCCACGCGUGGACCAACAACUGUCGGUGGUGACGGUGAAGAAAGUCAUCGUAGAACUCUCCCCUGACCAACAAGACAAGACAGGAAGGGAUAAUAGGAGAAGAGAGCUUUGUUAAAACUCUUGUGCAUCCAAGGUGGUGUAAUAAAAUAAUUUCGAAGUAAA
Messenger RNA from Anopheles arabiensis, 2057 nucleotides. Its product is annotated as zwei Ig domain protein zig-8-like. Lineage: Eukaryota; Metazoa; Arthropoda; Insecta; Diptera; Culicidae. Gene Ontology annotation, cellular component: neuron projection membrane. Gene Ontology annotation, biological process: synapse organization. The record is from RefSeq and is a predicted model, not a curated record. The coding region runs from base 779 to 1927 and encodes 382 amino acids. The transcript is spliced from 9 exons.